Ruditapes philippinarum (Manila clam) is the source of this 1823-nucleotide messenger RNA. RefSeq lists its product as uncharacterized. Gene Ontology annotation, cellular component: nucleoplasm; chromatin. The transcript has 3 exons. Gene Ontology annotation, molecular function: zinc ion binding; ubiquitin-protein transferase activity. The record is from RefSeq and is a predicted model, not a curated record. Bases 231 to 1823 code for a protein of 530 amino acids. Gene Ontology annotation, biological process: positive regulation of DNA-templated transcription. Lineage: Eukaryota; Metazoa; Mollusca; Bivalvia; Venerida; Veneridae.
UAAUUGGGUUGACGUUGAUCAAAUAAAGCGAAUGUUGUUACAAACUGAAAAGAUUAAGAGUAUGUUGUUAUUACAGGAAUAUAAGAGAUCUUUUUAAAAGUUGAGGAUUGUGAUAAAAGUUUUAUUUUAAAUUAUUAUGUUUAAAAUGACAGUGAAAACAAACUUUUAUCAAUUUAGAAACACAAAAUAAGUCAACUUAAAGAUCAGGUUUAAACAGGACAGUUAACAAAAUGGCGGCAGGUGGACAAAUUAAUACGGAUACUCUUUCAGACGAAAUAUUUGAUGUAUCUUGUUCAAUGUGUAAAAAUCAAGGCAAAAACGCUGACGGUGAAAAAUACUGUGUUGACUGUAAAGAUUAUUUCUGUGUUACUUGUAUUAAAGUUCACAGUAAAGUGCCUUUAUGUGCUGGUCACAAGGUGUUGGAUAGAUCUCAAGUUAAGAGUAAGUCAGGAAAUAGCAAAGGUUUGCUGAACGCACCAACAGAGAGAUGUGAUAGACACAGUCAUAAACACAUUGAUAUGUACUGUCAGAACCAUGAUAAUGUUGGCUGUUCUACAUGUAUGGCAGAUGAUCAUAGAUUGUGCAAGGACACAUUCUACAUACAAGAAUUUAUCAAAAAGAAUUCUUACAAAGUCAAAUCCACAGGAGUAAAAACAAAAAUUAAAAAACUAGCAAAGACCCUUGAUAAACAGUCUGAUAGAUUUAAACAGGAUAAACAAAGGCUUCUAAAGAGGAAAGCAGAGAUACUUAUUGAUCUUAGAAAAUUCCGACAGGAAAUCAACGACCAUCUUGACAAGCUGGAGAAAAGUUCUGUUGAUGAGAUAGAAAGUAAAUUCAAAAGUCUUCAAGACAAAGUUGAAGAUGGUCUCAAACAGCUACAAAUGAAAAAGUCCAGGAUUACAUCAGCUUUUGAUAAAUUAGCAUCUCAAAACACAAAUAAAGUUGAAGUAUUUGUUCAUGUUAAGAUGGCAGAGGAUGCUGCGAAUGUUGCAUACAAAUAUAUAGAAGAUGCAAAAUUAAAAAGUACAGUAGAAGACCUGGAAUUUCAUUUCGACAGAACAAUUCUUACAAGUUUAGAACAAAAGAAAACCCUAGGCACACCAAAGAAAACCCUAGGCACACCAAAGAAAACCCAACGCACACAACCAGAGAAACCUAUUGGCAAUUCAUUACAGAUUAAAAGCGAAAAAUCAUUUAAUGUAAAAGUAAAGUCAGAUGAAGAUGAUUGUAAUAUUACUAGUGCCUGCUGUAUGGAAGAUGGUACAAUAAUUCUAGCUGAUCAAAGCAACAACAAGCUUAAACGGAUACACAGAAAAAAAUAUACUGUCACUGAGUACUGUGAUCUACCUGGAGAGCCACAUCAAGUGUGUAUGAUCACAAGUAGCAACUUUUAUACGUCAGUUUAUAUGUAUACAUUGUCUGGCAGGAAGCUUAUUCAGUUCAGUGCAGGUAAUCCAGGACAUGAGCUGUGUCCUAACAUAUACAGUUUAGCUGUCAGUAAGAAUGCUACAAGGAUUUAUGUUGCUGAUUUGAAGAAUGGAUUGAUAGUACUGGACAACAAUGGUCAGGUUAUUACAUCAUUAAAUGAUUCGCAAAUGAGCGGGGCUCAAUGCUGUUGUCUCAUGGAAGCUGGUAGUGUGCUGGUAUCCGGAUAUUACUCCAAUAAUGUUUCACAGUUUACAUCUGGUGGUGAACUGAAAGGAGAGGUUAUAAAAGCUGAUAGUGGAAAAGAGGACAUUUUAUCAGUUUGUUGUAAUCAACAAAUGACUAUGAUGUGUGUAAGCAGAGAAUAUGACAACAUCAUUGAAGUGUAUGAUAUCUAA